GGGUCUCGAGUCUGGCUGCGAGAAAAUAAUCAGCAUUAUCCCAGUACUGUUCAUUCCUGUGCAGAAGGAGUCGUCGUAUUCAGGACAGACUAUGGUCAGGUAUUCACUUACAAACAGAGCACAAUCACACACCAAAAAGUAACGCCUAUGCAUCAAACAAGCACAGAGAGCGUGGAAGACAUGGCAGCACUUGUAGAUCUCCAUGAAGGCUCCAUUAUGCACAACUUAUUCCAGCGCUAUCAGCAAGAUAAAAUCUAUACCUACAUUGGUUCGAUCGUUGCCUCUGUGAACCCUUACAAGAGCAUCCCGGGACUGUAUGACCGCGCCGCCGUGGAGCGAUACAGCAAGCACCACAUGGGAGAGAUUCCACCUCAUAUCUUCGCUGUGGCCAACGAGUGCUACCGCUGCCUUUGGAAGCGCCACGACAACCAGUGCAUCCUCAUCAG
Antrostomus carolinensis (chuck-will's-widow) is the source of this 446-nucleotide messenger RNA. RefSeq names its product unconventional myosin-X. The transcript is spliced from 3 exons. Gene Ontology annotation, cellular component: filopodium; myosin complex. The record is from RefSeq and is a predicted model, not a curated record. NCBI's taxonomy places the organism in Eukaryota, Metazoa, Chordata, Aves, Caprimulgiformes, Caprimulgidae. Gene Ontology annotation, biological process: cytoskeleton-dependent intracellular transport; regulation of cell shape; regulation of filopodium assembly. Gene Ontology annotation, molecular function: plus-end directed microfilament motor activity; ATP binding; actin filament binding. The annotation marks the transcript as partial.